Platichthys flesus (European flounder) is the source of this 2157-nucleotide messenger RNA. RefSeq names its product calcium binding protein 2a (gene cabp2a). NCBI's taxonomy places the organism in Eukaryota, Metazoa, Chordata, Actinopteri, Pleuronectiformes, Pleuronectidae. The transcript is spliced from 7 exons. Gene Ontology annotation, molecular function: calcium ion binding. Bases 321 to 1040 code for a protein of 239 amino acids. The record is from RefSeq and is a predicted model, not a curated record.
CUCAAAGCUCAUCAUGACAGCCUCCGGCGACCUAGAGCAGUUCAGGAUUGGAUGCGACAUCAUAGGCCCAUACCUUGUCUGUCACUGGACCAAUAGGACCUUGGAUUGUAGCAUGCGCACCGAGAGGAGACGCUUUUCGUGGUAGUGGUGUCAAGUGGAGUCGUUUUCAUCUGCCUCCCGGGGUGUGAAAGGCCGAUGAGAUGCAAAGGAUGUAGAGUGGAGUUUGGACUUUUAUGUGAGCUUUCAACGUGAAGAGAAGUGUGGGGACAAACAAGGAGCAAGGGGAGGGGGGGAGUCAUUGAGAGAGAGAAGGCAGGGUGAUGGGAAACAUCAACAAGGCGUCUAAAAAGAACAGUAAAAGGAAGAAGGGGGUGUCACCCUUAGAAAGAAGCAGCUCCCCAUUGGCUGCCGCCAUGUUGGGGGACCUGGAUGCUGCCGAUGAGGUGGACUCAGACGAUGAGGAUGAAGAAGGCAGCGAGCGGGAGUUUAAUGAGCCCCUGUGCGCUCUGGUUAAGAACUGCAACGUGCUGCACAACAUAGUGGGGCCUGCUUGUAUCUUCCUUAGACAGGGCUUCUCACAGAGCCAGCUUGACAGAGAUCUGAGACCAGAGGAAAUGGAAGAGCUGCGUGAAGCCUUCAGGGAGUUUGACAAAGACAAGGAUGGCUUCAUCAGCUGUAAGGACCUUGGGGAGUGCAUGAGGACAAUGGGAUACAUGCCGACAGAGAUGGAACUGAUCGAACUCAGCCAGCAGAUCUGUGGUGGCAGAGUGGACUUUGAGGACUUUGUGGAACUGAUGGGUCCAAAGAUGCUGGCAGAGACCGCUGAUAUGAUUGGAGUCAAGGAGCUGAGGGACGCCUUCAAAGAGUUUGACUCCGAUGGUGAUGGACAGAUCAGCCUUGGGGAGCUCAGAGAAGCCAUGAAGAAGCUGAUGGGGGAGCAGCUCAACCACCGAGAGAUCGACGAGAUCCUGCGAGAUGUGGACCUCAAUGGGGACGGACAGGUGGACUUCGAAGAGUUUGUGCGGAUGAUGUCUCGCUGACUCUUCCGCAAACAUCACUCUGCUGCACUGAAGUCAACAUGGACCGGCCUGCACACUUUAUGUUCUAGUAAUUCUAAAAACUUCUUGAUGUCUGUAUUUUUAUCAGUUACCUCCAUCAUCUCUCAAAUAUAAGAGAAUCCCUUCAAUGUGUUAACUGUUUUAUGAUAGUAAUAUGUAUUUUAAUAUGUAAUGAGAGAUUAUAGAGUGUUGAGUCAGCAAGGAGAUGGUUUAACCAAAGCUGUGGGGUUUAUUUACAUUUGAAUAUAUUGCAUUUCAACUGAGAAUCCCAUGCAGCAACACUAUUUCUAUUUGUUAGAUUACAUAAGGAACUUAGUGCAUCAGUUCACACAAUAUUUAAAAAAUAUAUCACCUUCCCCAACUUGCUGCUAGUUGUCCUUUACCAUAUCCCUAGCUUGAGCUUUAGUUGCCAUGUCUGAGAUUUCUGUCUCCACUGUUGGAAACAGAGGGAAUUUAGUUUGUUGUGUUUAUAACAUGGAAAAAUAUAUAACUUUAAAAACCCAUUUAAAUAUGACAAAUAAUAUGUAGAGUAAGAUUUAUCUAUUUAUUUAUUUUUGUAAUUUAAAUAAAUAUGCAAUUUAUGACACUUGAAUCCGAAAUAAGAAAUAAGGAUGUGGGUUUAUUAUCAGAAUUUGAAUAAUACCAUAUUAAAGUCUUUAAUUCAAACUUUAAUCUAACUGUUUGACUGUGACUUUGAUACAUCAUUGUAGUAAAGAUAGUGACAAUCAAUUUUGGCUUUUAAUACAGCAAAAUACAUUAUAUAUCUAUAAACUUGUAUUUCCACUAUACAAUUACUUUCGGUACUAUGCUAGACUUUGAUUUUUGGUAUAAUUAAACCGAUAAAGAAAUAAGAUUAUGCUAACAGAAUCAUUUUCAGUGUCUGCUACACAUUUGUGCACAUCAGGUUCAUGUCCAUAUUCCUGUUUUCUUAUUCAGGUGGGAAUCAUUGACAGAGGCUGUCUCCAAGUACACGUAACUUUAUGCAAACACAUGUACAUUUAAUAUUUGAUCUAUACAGUGUUCUACAGGUCAGAUCUUUAAAAUGCACUGUAAAUAUAAAAGGUGAAUAACAGUGUUAAUAAAUUACUUUUAUUGUCUA